GCCGGAAGGGGGUGGCCGCCAGUCCGGCCCCGCCCCGGGGCCGCUUCCCGGCGGGUUCCGUUGGCUGCGGCGGCAGCUGAGGCUGCGGCGGCAGUGGCCGCAGGGCGGGCGUAAGAUGGCGACAGCGGUGGCGGGAGCCCUGGGCCUGCUGUGGGGCUGGCUGUGGAGCGAACGCUUCUGGCUGCCCCAGAACGUGAGCUGGGCCGAUCUCGAGGGCCCGGCCGACGGCUACGGCUACCCGCGGGCCCGGCACAUUCUCUCGGUGUUCCCGCUGGCGGCGGGCAUAUUCUUCGUGAGGCGGCUCUUCGAGCGAUUUAUUGCCAAACCUUGUGCACGCCAUGUUGGCAUCCAGGACAGUGGUCCUUAUCAGACCCAACCCAAUGCCAUCCUUGAAAAGGUGUUCAUAUCUAUUACCAAGUAUCCUGAUGAGAAAAGGCUGGAGGGCCUGUCAAAGCAACUGGACUGGGAUGUCCGAAAAAUCCAGUGCUGGUUUCGCCAUCGGAGGAAUCAGGACAAGCCCCCAACGCUCACCAAAUUCUGUGAAAGCAUGUGGAGAUUCACUUUUUAUUUAUGUAUAUUCUGCUACGGAAUUAGAUUUCUCUGGCCGUCAACUUGGUUCUGGGACACCAGACAGUGCUGGCAUAGCUAUCCAUAUCAGUCUCUCACAAGUGGGCUUUAUUACUAUUAUAUCAUGGAAUUGGCCUUCUAUUGGUCUCUUAUGUUUUCUCAGUUUACAGACAUUAAAAGAAAGGACUUCCUGAUUAUGUUUGUGCAUCACUUGGCCACCAUCGGGCUCAUCACCUUCUCCUAUAUCAACAACAUGGUUCGUGUGGGAACUCUGGUCAUGUGUCUACAUGAUGCCUCAGACUUCCUGCUGGAGGCAGCCAAGCUGGCCAAUUAUGCCAAGUAUCAGCGCCUCUGUGACACCCUUUUUGUGAUUUUCGGUGCUGUUUUUGUGGCCACUCGUCUAGGAAUCUAUCCAUUCUGGGUUCUGAACACGACACUCUUUGAGAGUUGGGAGAUGAUCGGGCCCUAUCCCUCCUGGUGGCUCUUCAAUGGGCUUCUCCUGAUCCUGCAGGUUCUGCACAUCAUCUGGUCCUACCUAAUCAUGCGAAUUGCCUUCAAAGCCUUGAUCCGAGGAAAGGUAUCUAAGGAUGAUCGCAGCGAUGUGGAGAGCAGCUCAGAGGAAGAAGAUGUGACCACCAGCACAAAAAGCCCCCGUGGCGGUAACUCCAGCAAUGGUGCCAAUCGAGUGAAUGGUCACAUGGGAGGCAGCUACUGGGCUGAAGAGUGAGGCACUUGGUGUGGGGACUUCAGCACACAUGGACUUGUCGGCCCACUGGCAGCCUACUCCUCUUGGGCCUCUCCUCAUCUACCCUCCUGUGACUACAGGGUCUGCAGGGCACUAAAGAGAAUCAAAGAAGCAUAUAUUUUCACUUUUAAAAAAAUUUUUGCCAUUUUGUAUUUAAUAGCCUCCAGGUUCUUUCAAUAAUGUUAUUUGCUCUGUGUGUGUGUUUGUGUGUAUGUGUGUGCAUGUGCAUUUGUGCAUGUGCAUGAGUUUCAUUGCCUGGGUUGGGGCACAAUUCUGGACUGGGGCCACUAGGCCUUGCCUGGUCCCCUUUGAACUCACCUCAAUUCCAGAUUUGGCUGCAUCUUGAAUUAUGCUGGCUCCAGACUGUCCCCUCCCUUGCUGCCCAUGGCUCUGGCCAUCUGAAUUAGAGCAGCCAAGUUCAGCUCGAAAUUCUGCACGGUUCCUUCAGAGCUGGAAUAUUUCGCGUGAAGUUGUAUAGAAACAGACAAGCAUGGAUGGGUGGCUAGGAUUGCUGUGGUCCCUAGCUGGAUCCACCUCCUACCCUGCUCUUUACUCAAUGGUACGCGGGGAGUUGGGGGUGGGAGAGGGUGAGCUGAGGGCUAUAGGAGGACAACGGCCACUGGGUGAGCUGUUAAUGGUUUGUACUAUUGUUUACUAUUCUGUGAUUAAAAGUGCUUCAACCCUC
Messenger RNA from Equus quagga, 1997 nucleotides. It is a transcript of the gene CERS5, whose product is annotated as ceramide synthase 5. The transcript has 10 exons. Bases 116 to 1294 code for a protein of 392 amino acids. NCBI's taxonomy places the organism in Eukaryota, Metazoa, Chordata, Mammalia, Perissodactyla, Equidae. The record is from RefSeq and is a predicted model, not a curated record. Gene Ontology annotation, biological process: ceramide biosynthetic process. Gene Ontology annotation, molecular function: DNA binding; sphingosine N-acyltransferase activity. Gene Ontology annotation, cellular component: membrane.